Messenger RNA from Microthlaspi erraticum, 1326 nucleotides. Lineage: Eukaryota; Viridiplantae; Streptophyta; Magnoliopsida; Brassicales; Brassicaceae. The record is from the annotation of a GenBank genome assembly.
AUGACCACUCUUGUUUUAUUCCUCCAAUUUCUUUCCAUCAUCCCAUUAGCAUUUGGGUUAGGGCUAAACCACCCAAACUGUGACCUCACCACCACUCAAGACCAAGGCUCUACCUUAAGAAUCUUCCACAUCGACAGUCCUUGCUCCCCUUUCAAAUCAUCAUCCCCACUCUCAUGGGAAGCGCGUGUCCUGAAGACGCUGGCCGAAGACCAGGCCCGUCUCCAGUACUUGACCAGCCUCGUCGCCGGGAGAUCUGUCGUCCCCAUCGCCUCAGGUCGUCAAAUGUUGCAGAGCACAACAUACAUUGUCAAGGCUAAGAUCGGUACUCCGGCUCAGUCACUGCUUUUAGCCAUGGACACCAGCAGUGACGUGGCUUGGUUGCCGUGCUCUGGCUGCGUUGGCUGUCCUUCAACCACCGCCUUUUCUCCGGUCAAGUCCACCACUUUCAAGAACGUCAGCUGCAGCGCUCCUCAGUGUAAACAGGUGCCCAACCCCACGUGCGGAGCAAGCGCGUGCGCUUUCAACCUCACAUACGGAAGCUCCUCCAUCGCCGCUAACCUCUCUCAGGAUACCAUCCGCCUUGCCGCCGAUCCGAUCACAGCCUUCACAUUCGGCUGCGUCAACAAAGUAGCCGGCGGAGGAACCAUCCCACCACCACAGGGUUUAUUGGGCCUAGGACGAGGCCCAUUGUCGCUCAUGUCACAGGCUCAGUCCCUCUACAAGUCCACCUUCUCUUACUGUUUGCCAAGUUUCAAGUCUCUCGCCUUCUCGGGAUCGUUGAGACUCGGACCCACCGCGCAGCCACUGCGCGUGAAGUACACGCCACUCCUGAGAAACCCGAGGAGGUCUUCUUUGUAUUACGUCAAUCUCGUUGCCAUCCGCGUCGCUAAGAAAGUCGUCGAUAUACCGCCGGCAGCUAUUGCUUUUAAUCCCGCCACCGGCGCUGGAACCAUCUUUGACUCCGGGACUGUGUACACGCGGCUGGCUACGCCGAUUUACGAGGCGGUGAGGAACGAGUUCAGGAAGCGCGUGAAGCCACGUACCGCCGUGGUGAAGUCACUUGGGGGUUUCGACACUUGCUACUCAGAGCAAGUCACUGUCCCGACAAUAACGUUCAUGUUCAAGGGAGUGAACAUGACGAUGCCCGCGGAUAACCUGAUGUUACACAGCACCGCCGGGAGCACGUCGUGCCUCGCCAUGGCCGCGGCGCCGGAAAACGUAAACUCUGUCGUGAAUAUAAUCGCAAGCAUGCAGCAGCAGAACCACCGUGUGGUGAUCGACGUUCCCAAUGGACGGAUUGGUGUGGCACGUGAACGAUGCUCUUAA